Molecule: messenger RNA, 2273 nt
Organism: Oncorhynchus keta (chum salmon)
Lineage: Eukaryota; Metazoa; Chordata; Actinopteri; Salmoniformes; Salmonidae
Product: ribonuclease inhibitor-like
Exons: 7
Coding region: 1-1512 (503 amino acids)
Molecular function (GO): protein binding
Source: RefSeq, a predicted model, not a curated record
AUGACAAGAAGUAGCUCACAGAGCCAUGAAGAAACAGUCAAGUACAUCAAGGAGAAGAUCCAGGAGAAUCCCUCUCCAGAGAGGAGCAUCAAUCUGUUCCACUGUCUGAAUGAACUGAAGGACCAUUCUCUAGUGGAGGAGAUCCAAAGCUACCUGAGAUCAGGAAGUCUCUCAAAACCCAACCUGUCACCCUGGACAGUGAGUCAUGAUGAUCUCUUUGUCAGGCUGUCAGGCUGUGGAGUCACAGAGGAAGGCUGUGCUUCUCUGGUCUCAGCGCUGAGGUCAAACCCCUCACACCUGAGAGAGCUGGAUCUGAGUAACAAUGACCUGAAGGAUUCAGGAGUGAAGCUGCUCUCUGCUGGACUGGGGAAUCCCCACUGUAAACUGGAGACUCUGAGGCUGUCAGGCUGUCUAGUCACAGAGGAAGGCUGUGCUUCUCUGGUCUCAGCUCUGGAGUCAAACCCCUCACACCUGAGAGAGCUGGAUCUGAGUAACAAUGACCUGAAGGAUUCAGGAGUGAAGCUGCUCUCUGCUGGACUGGAGGAUCCACACUGUAAACUGGAGAUUCUGAGGCUGUCAGGCUGUCUAGUCACAGAGGAAGGCUGUGCUUCUCUGGUCUCAGCUCUGGAGUCAAACCCCUCACACCUGAGAGAGCUGGACCUGAGCUACAAUCACCCAGGAGACUCAGGAGUCAGACUGCUCUCUGCUGGACUGGAGGAUCCACACUGCAGACUGGAGAAACUCAAGCUGUCAGGCUGUCUAGUCACAGAGGAAGGCUGUGCUUCUCUGGUCUCAGCUCUGGAGUCAAACCCCUCACACCUGAGAGAGCUGGACCUGAGCUACAAUCACCCAGGAGACUCAGGAGUCAGACUGCUCUCUGCUGGACUGGAGGAUCCACACUGCAGACUGGAGAAACUCAAUGUGGAACAUGGUGGAGAGAACAGAAUGAAACCUGGACUUAGAAAAUAUGUCUGUGAUCUCACACUGGACUUAAACACAGUAAACAGACACCUCUCUCUGUCUGAGGAGAACAGAAAGGUGACAUGGAGGAGAGAGAAGCAGCCGUAUCCUGAUCACCCAGAGAGAUUUGAGGACCGGGGUCAGGUGCUGUGUAGAGAGAGUCUGACUGGGCGCUGUUACUGGGAGGUAGAGUGGAGUGGGGGAGGGGCUGUUAUAGGAGUGACAUAUAAAGGAAUUAGCAGGAGAGGAGAGAGUAAGGACUGCUGUCUUGGAAACAAUGACAAGUCCUGGAGUCUGUACUGCUAUGACAACAGUUACGUUGCCUAUCACAAUAGUAAUGGGACUAUCAUAGACGUCCCCUCCUCCAGCCCCCACAGAGUAGGAGUGUAUCUGGACUGGCCAGCCGGCACUCUGUCCUUCUAUAGAGCCUCCUCUGACACACUGACCCACCUGAUCACAUUCACCUCCACAUUCACUGAGCCCCUCUAUCCAGGGUUUAGGGUUUGGAAUGAUGGUGCCUCAGUGUCCCUGUCAGGUGAAAUAGUAAUAUAAAACACACUUAUUCCCAUUAAUUACACACACACACACACACACACACACACACACACACACACACACACACACACACACACACACACACACACACACACACACACACACACACACACACUGGACAAACACACACCCACACACACACACACACACACUGGACAAACACACUGGACAAACACACACACACACACACACACACACACACACACACACACUGGACUCAAAAACACACACACACUGGACAAACACAAACACACACACACACACACACACACACACACACACACACACACACACACACACACACACACACACACACACACACUGGACACACACACUGGACACACACUGGACACACACACACACAGACACAGACACACACACACACACGCACACACGCACACACACGCUGGACACAAACACACACACUGAACACACACUGGACACACACACACACACACACACUGGACAAACACACAUACACACACACACACACACUGGACAAACACACACACACACACACACACACACACACACACACACACACACACACACACACACACACACACACACACACACACACACACACACACAACACACACACUGAACACACACACACACAGACACUGGACACACACACAGACACUGGACACACACACAGACACUGGACACACACACACACACACACACACACACACACACACACACACACACACACACACACACACACACACACACACACACACACACACACACACACA